Messenger RNA from Harpegnathos saltator (Jerdon's jumping ant), 2767 nucleotides. It is a transcript of the gene Gbeta13F, whose product is annotated as guanine nucleotide-binding protein subunit beta-1. Gene Ontology annotation, biological process: signal transduction. Gene Ontology annotation, molecular function: protein binding. NCBI's taxonomy places the organism in Eukaryota, Metazoa, Arthropoda, Insecta, Hymenoptera, Formicidae. The coding region runs from base 1210 to 2232 and encodes 340 amino acids. The transcript has 7 exons. The record is from RefSeq and is a predicted model, not a curated record.
CUGCGGCUCGUCCUCCCGGCCGGCCUUCUCUCGAAACUACCACGUCCUUCCUUGGGUGUGGUUCGAGAUCGAGACAUCUCCCGUCGUAGAGUGCGCGUUGUGUCCCGGUGCGUGCCGUCUCGGCUCCCUCGGCCGCGUUCGACGGCCGGUUCUCCUCUUCCGUGUCCGUGAGAACGCGUGCGGAUUCCUGCGGAGCGCGAGCGAGCCGUAGGGUGUACGGACCGAAAGAGCGCGAGAGAGGGAGGGAGACAGAGAAAGAGAGCGACGGAGUAAACGAGUGGGGCGAGCCGCACGACGACGUUCAUCGAUUCGUCUCGUGCUACCAUCACGGUUGUGUGCGAACCGCGGCAGAAAAGCGAGCCCGCGCACCGCGACGACCUAACCGCGUCUCUCACUCUCUCUCUCUCUCUCUCUCUCGUGCACCGUGCAUGCGUGCGUGCGUGCGUGUGGAAGCUCCACCGAGGGGCAGAAGUAGCCAUCGCGGUACCACCGAGUGGUACCGGCGAUUACGGCGGGUGUCUAGCGGCGAAACGGCUACGAGGUACGUCCGCAACUGGAAGUGGAACUAGAAAUAGAACCGGAGGCAGCAGCAGUAUCCGUGGAGAGCCAGUUGGCUCGCAGUUGUUGACCGACUACCCCCGGAGGUUUCUCCGGCGCCUCUACACCGGUGGAAAAGGGUGGCAACGGUCUCGUCGGGGAGUAUCGAAGCUGGCGCGUGGGGCGGCGGAGUCGACGGUGGUCCGGCGGCUCUGGUUCCGGUGGUAGCGGCGGAAGCGGAAGCCGCGGCGGUAGCGAUAGCAAGAGGAGGCGGCGAGGAGGUGGGGCCGGGAGAGGCUGGUGGAAGCCGCGACUUCGGCAGGAAGAGGCGCGAACUUCAUCCUCAUCCUCAUCUUCAUCCUCUUCUACCUCAUCCUCACGUUCUACCCCUUCACGGGGGUGGUGAACUUGGGAGCGGCUACCGUCGGCCACCGGAAGUACCAUCGACGGCGUGACAGCAGUCCCGCGAUCAAUUUCCUCGCGCGAGAAGGCACCGUAGAUAAGAAAACAUCCGUCAUCAUCGUAGACAUCAUUACAUUCUGAGCCCUCCUGACGAGAGGAGACAGCGCCCUGUCAUCCUCCCCUUUCUUGUCCGUCGCGCGCGACGCACCAGUACCUCGGCCCCACUAACGGGUGCUCGUAAACCUCGCCGCGCGUCAUCAGCCAGACACCAUGAACGAGCUCGACAGUCUUCGUCAGGAGUCGGAGACGCUGAAGAAUGCCAUUAGGGAUGCCAGGAAAGCAGCAUGCGACACGACCUUGGUCCAGGCCACGUCGGGCAUGGAACCUAUCGGUCGCAUACAAAUGCGCACGAGACGUACGCUACGUGGUCACUUAGCGAAGAUUUACGCGAUGCACUGGGGAAGUGACUCCAGGAAUCUAGUCUCCGCGUCGCAAGAUGGCAAACUGAUUGUCUGGGACAGUUAUACCACCAAUAAGGUUCACGCGAUCCCAUUACGGUCGUCAUGGGUAAUGACCUGUGCGUACGCGCCCUCGGGUAGUUACGUAGCGUGCGGUGGGCUGGACAAUAUUUGUUCCAUCUAUAGCCUUAAAACUAGGGAAGGAAAUGUGCGGGUGAGCAGGGAACUGCCAGGUCAUACCGGCUACUUGUCCUGCUGCAGAUUUUACGAUGACAGCCAAAUCGUCACAAGCUCCGGUGACAUGUCCUGUGCUCUGUGGGACAUUGAGACCGGACAGCAGUGCACAUCUUUCAUCGGGCACACCGGCGACGUGAUGUCCUUGUCCCUGGCGCCGGACACGCGUACCUUCGUGUCCGGUGCCUGCGACGCCAGCGCAAAACUGUGGGAUAUUCGCGAGGGGUCCUGCAAGCAGACUUUCCCGGGCCACGAGAGUGACAUAAACGCUGUCACGUUCUUCCCGAACGGAUACGCUUUCGCGACGGGCUCGGACGAUGCAACUUGCAGACUCUUCGACAUUAGGGCGGACCAGGAACUUGCAAUGUACAGUCACGACAAUAUCAUUUGUGGUAUCACCAGUGUAGCUUUCAGCAAGAGCGGUAGAUUAUUGCUGGCGGGUUACGACGACUUCAACUGCAACGUCUGGGAUUCCAUGAAGACGGAGCGAGCUGGAAUCCUUGCUGGGCACGACAAUCGCGUGUCUUGUCUCGGGGUUACGGAAGAUGGUAUGGCGGUAGCGACUGGUUCUUGGGAUUCUUUCCUACGCAUUUGGAACUAACUUGGGGCUCACUCCAGGACGUUUCUUCAAAGAACCAACUGCAGCCAUUCAGCAUACAGUAUAAGAAUCAAGUACCACCAUCUGACCACCGAACAAGUCGGCGUGCCAGCAGCUACGACGCUGACGUAUAACCCGCCAGGUUCACCGGAGUUGACGCUGAUCAGAAACUUUGAAUAUCCGAUAAGCAGCAGCAGCAGCAACAGCAGCGAUGGCAGCAGUAGCAACAACAAUAAUUACGACCAGAUGAAGACCCACGAUAGCGGCAGCGGCGAUUUCAAGAACGUUUUGGGUUGUGGUGGUAAAAAAGACUCCCGCAGGCGCAUCGUAGUCGACUUGGCCUGGCGACGCGGUAAAGUCGGCGACAAGGACCAUGAAUAUCAACGCUUCUAGAGAGGAAGAAUUGGCACGUGGGGUGGUGGUAGUCGUCGUACCAUCAAGAUCACCAUCGUCGGCAAAAGGCCGCGCGCGCCGAGUAUACAUCGGCGGGCAGCGAAUACGCGAGGAGGGACAAGACGCCACAAGGUGCCGAGAGCAA